Molecule: messenger RNA, 3259 nt
Organism: [Torrubiella] hemipterigena
Lineage: Eukaryota; Fungi; Ascomycota; Sordariomycetes; Hypocreales; Clavicipitaceae
Source: the annotation of a GenBank genome assembly
CUAGUAUUUUACUUAAAGCUACCCGCUGACUUUGUCGUUCAAAGCCAACUUGCGCCGAACAAAUGUUUAAUAAAAGGGGCGGAUGGACUGAAUUUGGCAAAAAAGAGUCGGGGUUUCGUCAUUAGUGUCAAGCCGACUCGUAACGGACCAACUCACACAACUACAUCUCUCCUCCGUCGACAGCCACAUUUGCUUUGCCGUUACUUACAAAAGCAUUGCAAAAAGAUCUCCCAAAGCACAACGUCAAAAUGCCCUCAUCCGACAGUUUGGAUCGGGGUGAAAACCCAGACCGCAGUAUUUUCCAAAGCAUGAAAUUUUGGCUGUCUUUGAAAGUCCCAAUGAGGAACAAUAUCAAGGCAGCUAUCGAAGAUAACGGUGGUAUUCUUGUUCAUCUGGAAAAGGAUGCCGACAUUCUCAUAGCAGAUCACGCUCGCAAGGACUCACCAGUCGGAUCCGUAUCGUGGAAAUUUGUUACUGAAUCAGUUGAACAUGGCAUGUUACAGAUUGAGGACAGAUAUAUCAUCCAAUGGGAUCCCAGGUCAGAGAAAAACCGCGUCGCCAAUAACACUCAGAAACGGACCCGAGCAGCCUUCACCCCUAGCGAAGAUGCUGCUCUUGUCGCAUGGGUGCUGAAGACGGGCGCCCGCGCGGGAAACCAGGCCUACAUGGAAUUUGCUGAAAAAUAUCCUUCCGACCACACAUGGGCCUCAUGGCGAAAUAGAUUUGUCAAGCGAUUCAGUCAUUUAGAUCCGAAACAACUUGCCCAGAUUGCUGCUGAAUAUCAGUCUUCCAACAGCGAAGACGCCGGGUCGAAGACAGCUAAUACAGCAGAGGUGACUGAGAGCCAAAGAGACAGUCAGUCGGGAAAUACAAGAUAUCACGGCCCCAAACAACAGUUCUACGAAGAUCUCGACAUGUACAUUGACGCUACUGGUGCCAAAAUCGAAAAGGAUUGCAUGUUCUCGGGAAAGCAUUUUGAACUCUGGGAUCUUGCAAAAGCUAUCAACUCUCAAAAAGUCCCUGCUGAAGAACUGGACUGGGACAAGGUUGCCGAAGAGCUUGGUUACAACUGGGUUGCCAACAAAGACAUUUCAAGGACCUUACAGCUAUGCUAUGAAGAGAAUCUCAUGGAUUUUCUGGAUAGUCUUGAUGAAUUUUCUCCGUCAGAAACAGCAGAGGAAAAUCAAGGCGCCACCAGUUCAAAAUCGAAAAGCGUAGCGCCAUCCACCUCACCGCGAUCAUACGUUCCAUCUUCUCCUCCCUCAAGAUUUUUGUCCGGGAAGCGAGCACUUGAUUCAGAACCAGAGCUGCCUCUAGGAGGAAAGCGUCAAAAGCUGAACAAGAACACUGAAAUUCCAUCGACACCUGAAUCUGCAUUGAAGGUUGCUGGACAGUCUAACCAGCGAACACCGACUUUGCAGGGAAGGCAAUCUACGAUGGAUUUCACACCUUCCCAACAGCUUCAAGAUGAGUGGAGCAAUGCUACACCGAUACCACUUCGACUGGAAGAUGUAAAUGCUAGACAGCCAACUCCUCGGGAAGAUGAAGAGCGAGCUGUAGCUAAGCAAGCACCGAGACGAUCACUACCUGCGGAAUUCAAGAGCCGCAGUCCGCCAAGACAAGCCCAAAUAUCUGAACCAGCUAACGGCGAUGAAGAUAUUGCUCAUUGGAUAGGGUUCUAUGAGAGUCUUGGAUACUCGCACGACAUUGUCAUUAAGGCUCUGGUAGCAACGUCAAUGAGAACUGGCGGUGCCGCAGCUCAGACAAUGGAAAGCUUGAAACAGAAACAGGGACUACCAACACAUAUGGAAGGCGUAUGGACUCAACGCGAUGACAACUCACUGAGACUCAUCUUGUCCAUAGAUAUUAGCCAGGUACCGUCAGACGCAAGUGGUAAACGCCGUGUCGCAAAUGCCAAGCGUGAGGCUCUCCGACUGCAAAACAAACAUGGCAAAGAGUCUAUGGAAUUGAGAAGUCAGUUUCUCGAUGCUCUAGAGGCAAGCCAACAAGCAUAAAGUGCUGCAGCCUUCCCUGCUUAAUCCACCACUGUUAAACACGAACAGUGAUGUACGAAUAAUGAAUCACCAAGCGGGCCUCUGUUGUAAAGCUCCAGGUCCUUAUAAUUCAGUGUAGCUAAGGUUAAAUACCCGGCGUUGGAUAGAUAUAAUUGAAUUUCUUUUUAAUAAUUCAUUUGGUCAAACUACUAGACUUCGUAACUACUUAGGGAUUGGUGCAGAAUACCUCCAGGCCCGUAACGCCAUAUCUUCUCUGACUUUGUAUACUCCUUCUGCUGUCUCUCGGAUAGACAUGUCCACAUCCACAACGCUCAUACCUUCUUCACCAGAGCCCAGUCUGCCGAGACUGCCCUGCAUGGGCAAAGCGGCUUGGCUAACACCAGCAUACUCCCGCCCCAAUGCGUCUUUGCCUGGUGCAAUGCCAUCCUCAUCACCGGGAGCGGCACCGCCUGAGUUAACAAACAGAACAGCUGCUGUAUUCUCAAAUGCUCUAGCCACGCACAUCGUAUCAAGGAACAGAGUCUCAGCUGCGGGGUUGACAUCCAUACCCUCAUCACCACCAUCAGUAAGCAGCCAGAAAGCAGGACAAACUAUGAUAGUAGCGCCGUCGGCGAUCAGACUGCGCAUGGCUUCUGGGAACGCAAUAUCCCAGCAGAUAAGCAGUCCAACUCUACCUAGCGGCGUGUCGAAGGCUUGAUGAGGCACAGGUGCAGAAGAUGCCUCGAGGAUAGGCUUCUCUGGGUGCCAGAGGUUGCGUUUUUGAUAGCUGCCCAAAACCUUGCCGUCAGGUCCAAUGAAGUAGCAGACAUUAGCCAGGCCGUUCUCCGGGGCAUCUGCAGGCGGCGCAGAGAGUAAUGUGCCGGGGACGAUGGAUAUGCUGAGCUCUCGGGCCAAGGCGCAGUACCUCUCCAGGUAUGCGGGAGACUGGAGAGCUACGCGAAGAAGGCCUUCACGGUCUGGAACCCAUGACGAUAAGUGGUAUUCCGGAAGAAUUGCUAGAGAUGCUCCUUUGGAUGCUGCAUCUCGGAUGAAUGAUUCAGCCUUGGCGAAAUUUUCCUCCGGUGCCAGAGGCUGUGUGUCACCUUGUUAAUCACAGUUCAUUGACGGCCAUCAUAGCCGAUGGGGAUAUAGCACGAGGAAUUCGUCUGGAUGGGUAUUGCAUUUACCUGUGAAUACAACUGGAUUAGUGCAACCUUCAUGGUUGUGAAGUUAUGGAAGUUGAUGAUGCUUGAUGUCACAGAUAU